Messenger RNA from Camelina sativa (false flax), 1250 nucleotides. Its product is annotated as putative flavonol synthase 5. Lineage: Eukaryota; Viridiplantae; Streptophyta; Magnoliopsida; Brassicales; Brassicaceae. The record is from RefSeq and is a predicted model, not a curated record.
UCUUCUCCUCUCACACCUAUCACUAUAAGAAAAACCAACUUCGACACUAGAGUGAAGCCAUGGAGGACGAGAGAAAAAACAACACAUCUUCUUCAUCUCUCCCAUCUUUGUGUAAGCAGUUGGCGAGCUCAACUCUUCGGGGAAGCCUGGAACUGGACAUUCCCGUCGUUGAUCUAAGCGUUUCUGAUGAAGAGCUUUUGGUGCGUGAGGUGACGAAAGCGAGUGAAGAAUGGGGAGUUUUUCAGGUGGUUAACCACGGGAUUCCGACCGAGCUGAUGCGGCAACUGCAAGUAGUUGGGAAGCAGUUUUUCGACCUCCCGGAGGCAGAAAAGGAAGCCGUGGCGAAAGAGGAAGACUUUGAGGGGUACAAGAGAAACUAUCUAGAAGGUAUUAGGGCUUGGGACGAACAUCUGUUUCACAGACUCUCCCCACCCUCAAUCAUCAACUAUAAAGAUUGGCCUAAGAAUCCUCCCCAAUACAGGGAGGUGAAUGAGGAGUACACAAGGCAUAUGAAGAAGCUAACAGAGAAGAUUCUUGGUUGGUUAUCAGAGGGAUUAGGGUUACCUCGCGUUGCGUUGACGCAAAGUUUAGGUGGUGAAAUGGCAGAGUAUGUGAUUAGGGUUAAUUACUAUCCACCUUCUCGAGAAUCAGAAUUAGCCUUAGGAGCCGCGGUGCACACCGAUAUAGGUGCAAUCACACUUCUCGCCCCCAAUGAGGUUCCUGGACUUCAAGUCUUCAAGGAUGAACAAUGGUUGGACGUCAAGUAUAUCAACUCAGCUGUGGUUGUUAUCAUCGGCGAUCAACUCAUGAGGAUGAGCAAUGGGAGGUUCAAGAACGUGGUUCACAGAGCAACGUUGGAUAAGGAGAAUUUGAGGAUUUCGUGGCCGGUUUUUGUUGCGCCUAGGGGUGAUUUGUUGGUCGGACCUUUGCCGGAGCUUACCGGAGACGAGAGUCCUCCUAAAUUCGAGAGUGUAGUUUAUAAAGACUAUUUGCACCAGACAAUUAAAAACUGGACGCUCGACAAGCUUCCUCUCUACUGAAAAUCCUAAAACCCCAUAAACAAAGAACCCUUCGAUAUAUUGAACUGUCAAAGUGUUCGUAUCUAAUUUUAAUUUUAUUUUUACUGUUUUGGUUCGCUUUUCCUAGGGUAUUUCUCUUCUAUUAUAUAUAUGGUACGUUAAAGUGUUCAGUACAUUCACAAGUACGUAUGGUUGUGUACUUGUGUUGUGUGCGUUGAAUAUUUGAGUGAU